AACGAACCAAACAUAAUCUUGAAUUGAAAGUUUUUUUUUAUCUUAUAUUAGACAAAACGAAUUUGUUAAAAAAAAAGAAAAUCAAAAGAAGAUCUCACUAUACAUUUAUGCUUGAUUAGCCAUCAAAUGUUUGUUGUCGAUUAAUAUUCAAAUGCUGUGUUGGUAUUCUUGAAUGAUUUGAUUUGACGAAGAAAAAAAAAGGAAACAAGCAACCAAGCAAGCAACAGAAUAAAAAAACUGUUCAAUAGAAUCCAAUUUGUUUUUCUAAUUUGCGUUGAAUAUAUCCACAUUACAGUUUAGUGAUUUUUUUUAUGAAUCCAAUUACACUAUCUAUCUAUCUAUCUACAUGUGCAAUUUUAUUCACUAUUCUCGAGAAUCUUUUUAAUUUUUAUUCUAUAAAAAUUGCAAUCAAAUAUUAGCAUUCUGAUUCUGAGUGUUUCCAGUUCAAUCGUCUCUGUGAGUGAGUGAGUGUUAGUGAGUUAGUUAGUGAGAUUGAAAGUGAAAAGACAAAAAUGGAUCAACGAAUUCAUAAUAAUGAAUCAAAAGUUUCGGCUGAAACAUCACCAUUAUCCAGUAAUAAUAGUAAUAGCCGUAGUAUGCCUAAAUUUGAAGUAAGCGCCGUUGAUGAAGAUGAAAUGAAAAAACAAUCUAAUGAAUCAACACCGAAUCAUCGUAAUGAUAAUAAUCAUCAAAAUUCUGGUAACGGCAGUAGUAAUAUGGAUGAACAACAACGUGGACAAAUUAUUGCAAUAAAAAGUAUUGAUGAUGCUAAUGUCGAUUCAUCGGCUGUUUCGCCGUUUAUUGUAUCACUGCCAUCUGAUGAAGAUGAUAAUGAACAAAGUCUUUAUGAUCGUAAUCAAAUGUUUUUGUUCAGUGAAGAUGAAGAUAAACGUGUUUCAUCAUUAUUAUCACGAUUGGCAAAUUAUGAUGAUGCCAUACAGCCAGUGGAAAUGGAACCCGGUGCACCUGGUGCCGAUACAACAUCAUCAACUGGUGCAAAAAUCAAACCAAAAGCUAAAGCUAAUCUUGGCGUACUUACCGGUGUUUAUCUACCGUGUUUACAAAAUAUAUUCGGUGUUUUAAUAUUCAUCCGUAUGGCAUGGAUGACUGGAACGGCCGGCGUACCAGCUUAUUUUGCCAUUGUAUUUCUUUGUUGUUCGGUGACCUUAUGUACUGCAAUAUCGUUAAGCGCCGUUGCAACCAAUGGAAUAGUACCUGCAGGUGGUUCAUAUUUUAUGAUAUCCCGUAAUCUUGGACCAGAAUUUGGUGGUGCUGUCGGUGUUUUAUUCUUUCUUGGAACAUGUGUAGCUGGCGCUAUGUACAUUACUGGUGCCGUAGAAAUAUUGCUCAAUUAUAUUUCACCAGAGAUUGCAUUGUUUGGCGAUUUUGAAGCCGACAAAAGUAUUCUAUACCAUAAUAUUCGUGUAUAUGGAACGAUAUUCUUGAUAAUCAUUGGCAUUCUGGUAUUUAUUGGCGUACGAUUUGUAUCGAAAUUUGCACCAGUCGCUUUAUUCUGUGUACUUGUUUCAAUUCUGAGCGUAUAUCUUGGUAUAUUUGUCAAUUAUAAUGGAAUUGAUAAAUAUCAAAUAUGUACGAUUGGUGGCCGAAUAUUAUCAUCGAAAAAUAACAUAACUUGUACUGAGGAUGGUUUACGUGAAGUGUUUUGCAAUCUAAAUGGAACCAGCGAUAAUAAAUGUGAUGAUUUUUUUCUGAAAAAUCAACAUACUAUUAAAUUGGAACGUGCAAUUCCUGGACUUAGUUCUGGUGUGUUUUGGGAUAAUUUUAUGCCAAAAUUUCGUGAAAAAGAUGAUCUAGUCAGUAAUGAUAAUGGAAAAUAUCGUGAAAAUAAAUCAUGGAUGGCACAAUUUAAUUAUGUUUUCGUUGAUAUUAGUACAUCUUUUGCUAUAUUGGUAUCAAUUUAUUUUCCAUCCUGUACCGGUAUUCUGGCUGGCAGUAAUCGUAGUGGUGAUCUUGCCGAUGCACAGAAAGCCAUACCAUUGGGCACUAUUGCCGCACAGCUCACAACUAGUUUUGUUUAUUUGUCCGUUAUAUUUCUAUUUGGCGCUUCAUACAAUCCAUUAUUUAUUCGUGAUAAAUUCGGAGAAUCAUUGGGCAAAGAAUUGGCUGUGACAUUAAUUUCAUGGCCACAUCCAACAAUAAUUUUAGCCGGUGCACUAUUGUCCACUUUUGGUGCCGCAUUACAAUCAUUGGUUGGUGCACCACGAUUAUUACAAGCAAUAGCCAAGGAUCAGAUUAUACCAUUUUUGGAUCCAUUACAAUAUGUUAAUAAACAUGGUGAACCAGUCAUUGCCAUUGCCGUUUCAUUGGCUAUUGCUGAGGGAGCCAUUCUCAUUGGAAAUCUUGAUUUUAUUGCUCCAGUAUUGACAAUGUUCUUCCUAAUGUGUUACAUGUUUCUUAAUUUAGCAUGUACAGUACAAUCAAUAUUACGUACACCAUCAUGGCGUCCACGUUUUAAAUAUUAUCAUUGGUCCAUUUCAUUAGCUGGAAUAUUUUUAUGUUUAUUAGUAAUGUUUUUAUCAUCAUGGAUCUAUACAUUAUGUGCAAUGGCAUUGGCUGCAUUUAUUUAUAAAUAUAUUGAAUAUCGUGGAGCGGAAAAAGAAUGGGGCGAUGGUAUUCGUGGUUUAGCUUUGAGUGCUGCACGUUAUUCAUUAUUAAGACUAGAAGAAGGUCCUCCACAUACUAAAAAUUGGCGUCCACAAUUACUUUGCCUAGUGAAAUUGAAUCCAGAUACAUUAGAAUUGAAGAAUUCAAAAAUAUUAACCUUUGCAUCACAACUAAAAGCAGGCAAAGGUUUGACCAUUAUAACUAGUGUAUUAAAUGGAAAUUAUGAAACUGAAUCUGGUAUUGCUCAAUCGGCUAAACAAUCUUUACGGCAUUCGAUGGACAAAGAAAAAGUAAAAGGAUUCGCUGAAGUUAUAAUCACUAAAGAUGUGACACAAGGAUUGAGUCAUAUAAUACAGACAGCUGGUCUUGGUGGUUUGAAACAUAAUACCGUACUAAUGGCAUGGCCACAUAAAUGGCGUCAUUCAACAUCUAGAGAUAAACAUAAUCGAUUCUUGUCCGUUGUUCGUCAUGCAACAUCGGCAAAUGCUGCAUUGAUUGUUGCCAAAGGUUUAAACAUGUGGCCUGAGAAUAAUGAUCGUUUAGGUGGAAACAUUGACAUUUGGUGGAUAGUCCAUGAUGGUGGAUUGCUCAUACUAUUGGCCUAUGUACUUUCACAGCAUCGUACUUGGAAAUCGUGCAAGUUACGAGUGUUUACCGUAGCACAAUUAGAAGAUAAUUCCGUACAAAUGAAAAAAGAUUUGGAAAAAUUUCUUUACCAUUUAAGGAUAGAAGCGACCGUUGAAGUUAUCGAAAUGAGCGAUACAGAUGUUAGCGCCUAUACAUAUGAAAGAACUGUAUUAAUGGAACAACGAACACAAGUUUUGCAAGCAUAUGGUAAUGAAUUAUCUGUUAUCAAUUCUAAUGAAACAAUCAAGCCCGAUGAAUUGAAUGUUCGACGAAUGCAUACUGCCGUCAAAUUAAACGAACAUAUAAUCAACAAAAGUCAUGCAUCUAAAUUGGUCAUAAUAAAUAUGCCUGGUAUACCAAGAAAAAUGACACCAGGCAGUGAAACAAAUUAUAUGGAAUUUAUUGAAGUACUAACUGAAGGUCUUGAACGUGUCAUUUUGGCCAGAGGUGCUGGCCGUGAAGUGAUUACGAUUUUUUCCUAAAAAAAAAAAAAAAAAAAUAACGAAAGAACAAACAAAACAAACAAGCAAAAAAAAACACUGCAUCAAGCAAAACUUUUGAUCCAUGAUCCAUUAUAUUCUUAAUUAUUAUUAUUUAUAAAUUAUACAUCAUCAUUAUCAUCUUGUCAUGAACUGUCAUCGUCUUUUUUUUUGUUGUUGUGAGUGUAGUGCUUCUUUUUUUUUCUCCUUCUUAUUAUACGAAUAAAAGUAACUUGAAUCAUCUUGUUUGUGCAACGAUGAAAAUCAAUCAAGAAAAAACAAACUGAACAGGAAACAAUAGCAGCAGUAUCAACGUCAAUUCAAACAACAACAACAACAACAACCGACAACAGCAACAUCUCACCAUUUAUAAAACAAUUUUACAAAUGUUAAAUAGUAGCAAUAAAAUUAAAAAAAAAUUCCAUGAAUCACACACACACACACACAAACUUUCACCAUGAUACGAAUGAAA
This is a messenger RNA of Dermatophagoides farinae (American house dust mite), 4203 nucleotides long. It is a transcript of the gene kcc, whose product is annotated as solute carrier family 12 member kcc. Lineage: Eukaryota; Metazoa; Arthropoda; Arachnida; Sarcoptiformes; Pyroglyphidae. Gene Ontology annotation, biological process: potassium ion import across plasma membrane; cell volume homeostasis; potassium ion homeostasis. Gene Ontology annotation, cellular component: plasma membrane. The record is from RefSeq and is a predicted model, not a curated record. Gene Ontology annotation, molecular function: potassium:chloride symporter activity.